GACAACAUCCUUAGCUGGAAUUCCCGAGUCGACGAUGGGCUGCUCCUGCCGGCUGCUGCUGUGGCUGGGAGCUGCCGGAACUAGUCUUUGCUCCAAUUCUGAGUCCCAGGCACCUUUUCUAACAUCCUCGCCUUUGCCCGUGCUAGUCUCCAAUUCCCAGGAGCAGAAAGUCACCCCCACGCCCAGUAGAUUGGAGCCAGCUUUCCUCCCAAAUCCUCUAGGCACACGGGGGCCUUGGGUGUUCAGCACACAGUGCGACGGGGCAUACACGGGAGGCAGCGUGGCGGUGACAGUGGGAGCUGCUGGGCCGCUGAAAGGCGUGCAGCUGUGGCGGGCGCCAGACACCGGCCAGGAUCUGAUCUCCGCCUACGGAGCCGCGGGCGGCAAAGGCUCCAGAAACCACCUGUCACCCGCGCACGGCAUCUUCCUCCCGGCGGUCUUCUUCCUCAGUCGCGGGGAUCUUGUGGGGCAGCAGGGCGAGGACGCCUGUCCCGGAGUCAGCGGAGCCAGUGGGAAAGAUGCGCCCCGGCGGAGAGCUGGGGAAGGCGUCCUUGUUGCCUGGACAGCGGUACGGGGAGGAGGGGUCCCUGGCCCCGGAGAUUUCCAUCUUGGUGCGGCUCAGGGGAGCCCUGAGAGCCAGCUCGUCUGUCUGGGAGAGUCUUGGGCCACUGGAGAGCAUGCGGCAACGGAUGGGACCGUAAGGGUCCCAGGCUGGAGACGCUGGGCCGGCGGGGGCGGGGGUGGCGGGGGUGGCACCUACCUCCUCCGGCUGCCCGCGGGGGAGCCAGAGCCUGCUGGUGGCGGCGGGAGGGGCUACUGGAGGCGACCCGACCGAGGCCGGACUCAGGCGGCCCCCUAGAAACUGGAGAACCCAGCGGCCGCGCCUGGGAGCAGCGGGAGAGGAGGCGCGGCAGGUGGAGGAGGCGGCUGGACGUCGCCGGCCUCUCCGCAGGCCGGACGCUCACUGCGGGAAGGGGCCGAGGGCGGCGAGGGUUGCGCAGAGGCCUGGGCCACGCUCCGCUGGGCCGCGGCUGGAGGCUUCGGGGGCGGCGGCGGGGCCUGCUCGGCUACCGGGGUAGAUGGGUGAUGAGGAGGAGGAGGAGGAGGAGGAGAAGGAGGAGACACUCCAGAGUCUGACAUCCUCUGGGCCGAUGGGGAAGAUGGCAUGUCCUGUGUUCACCCCAGCAGUGAGCUCUACCUGUAGCCUUUAGCAGUCACAGAGGGCCAUGGGGAGGUGGAGAUCCAAAAGCAUUCCAACUGCAGUCACUGCUCUUUCAAAGACUGCCAGUGGCAGGCAGAGCUCCAGAUGGCUGAAUGCCUCUGUCCAGAGGGCAUGGAGAUGGCUGUGGAUAAUAUCACUUGCAUGGACCUGCCAACCACCACAAGCCCUGUGCUUCUGAUGGAAGCCAUAGUGGCAGCCUUGACACUGAGUCUCCUUAUGAUGUGUGGAGUCCUAAUUCUAGUGAAUCAGAAGUGGCAGAGCCUGUGGGGGACCAGGCUGCCAGGCCCUGAGCUCAAGCUGAGCAAGCUUCGAACCUCUGCCAUCAGGACAGCCCCUGACCCCUAUUACUGCCAGGUGGGACUCAGCCCUGCCCCAUCCUGGCCUCUGCCCCCAGGGCUCACUGAGGUGUCCCCAGCCAACGUCACUCUACUCAGAGCCCUUGGCCAUGGUGCCUUUGGUCUUCCUGGGAACUCCAGCCCCCUGCAGGUGGCUAUCAAGACGCUGCCAGAGCUCUGCUCCCGUCAGGAUGAGCUGGACUUUCUCAUGGAGGCUCUCAUCAUCAGCAAGUUCAGCCAUCAGAACAUCGUUCGCUGUGUGGGCCUCAGCUUCCAGGCUGCCCCUCGCCUUAUUCUGCUGGAGCUGAUGUCUGGUGGGGAUAUGAAGGCUUUUCUGAGGCAUAGCAGACCACACCCAGGCCAGCCAUCACUUCUUGCCAUGCAGGACCUGUUGCAGCUGGCCCAGGAUAUAGCCCAGGGCUGCCACUACCUGGAAGAAAACCACUUCAUCCACAGAGAAAUCGCCGCCCGUAACUGUCUGCUGAGCUGCACCGGCCCUGGCCGAGUGGCUAAGAUCGGAGACUUUGGAAUGGCAAGAGACAUCUACCAGGCCAGUUAUUACCAUAAGGGGGGCCGGGCCUUGCUCCCUGUCAAGUGGAUGCCCCCAGAAGCUCUCCUGGAGGGCAUUUUCACAUCCAAAACAGACUCCUGGUCUUUCGGAGUACUGCUCUGGGAGAUCUUCUCACUGGGUUAUAUGCCCUACCCUGGGCAUACCAACCAGGAGGUCCUAGACUUCAUUGUCACAGGGAGCUGGAUGGGCCCUCCUAGGAACUGCCCUGGGCCAGUGUACAGGAUCAUGACCCAGUGUUGGCAGCAUCAACCUGAGCUUUGCCCUGACUUUGCCAGCAUCUUGGAGCGCCUCCAAUACUGCACUCAGGACCCUGAUGUGCUGAAUUCACCCCUGCCAGUGGAACCAGGGCCCACUCUAGAGGAGGAAUGGGCUUCUGGACUGGGGAACAGGUCCUUGGAGGGUCUUAGAUCCCCACAGGCCCUGGAGCUGAGUUCAGAGAACUUGAAAAGCUGGGGAGGAGGCCUUCUUGGCUCUUGGCUUCCCUCUGGCCUCAAGGCCCUCAAAUCCAGAUGCUUCUGACCUCAGAACAUUUGGAACCCCACCUAUGGCUCUUGGACCCCAAGGGACCCCAAGGAUGAAGACUCAGGCGCUGACUUCAGCAAUGGCUUCUCCUUGCGUUCCUUCCCAGGCUUCUAGAUGGCUUGUUGGUCCAGUAGCCUCUGACCCCUGCAGUCUAUGUCAGGGCUGUCCUGGCAGCCUGGCCUUUCCACAUCAGAAACCAGUCCAAAUCCCCUUGGGGGCCACUCUCUGUCUUUGGAACCAGAGCCCACACACACACACACUGCAGGACUCGGGUGGGAAUCACAGAUUGUCCUCUCCUGUAAGUAUCUUUCAUCUGGCCCAUCCCCAGUGCUACAGAUGUUUCUAAUAAUAAUUAAACAAC
Messenger RNA from Onychomys torridus (southern grasshopper mouse), 3011 nucleotides. It is a transcript of the gene Ltk, whose product is annotated as leukocyte receptor tyrosine kinase. NCBI's taxonomy places the organism in Eukaryota, Metazoa, Chordata, Mammalia, Rodentia, Cricetidae. Gene Ontology annotation, biological process: regulation of cell population proliferation; cell surface receptor protein tyrosine kinase signaling pathway; regulation of neuron differentiation. Gene Ontology annotation, cellular component: signaling receptor complex. The record is from RefSeq and is a predicted model, not a curated record. Gene Ontology annotation, molecular function: ATP binding; transmembrane receptor protein tyrosine kinase activity.